Messenger RNA from Culicoides brevitarsis, 1815 nucleotides. RefSeq names its product L-2-hydroxyglutarate dehydrogenase, mitochondrial (gene L2HGDH). Bases 337 to 1689 code for a protein of 450 amino acids. Gene Ontology annotation, molecular function: (S)-2-hydroxyglutarate dehydrogenase activity. Lineage: Eukaryota; Metazoa; Arthropoda; Insecta; Diptera; Ceratopogonidae. The record is from RefSeq and is a predicted model, not a curated record. The transcript has 4 exons.
CAAAAUAGACGACAGUCCAUUGUCACUCGUCAUCGCAUUUAAAUCGGUCACCUUUCGAAACACAUUUUUUGUUUAUAAUUGGCAAUCAACGCACAAAAAACCACUUUAUUUUAUCAUUCAUUCAAAAUUAUUUCGAAAUUUUUGGGCAUUUCUAGUCGAUUUUUAACGUUCGGACACUCGUAAAAGUGCUCGCAGCAAUUUAAUUAUAGGAAAUUUGUGAUAAGAAAAAAGAAAUCAAACGACAGUCAAUAAAAAAAAGUCCACAAAAGGCAUUUAAAAGUCAUUUAAAAAAUUUGUUUAGGGUAGAAGUGAGAACGGGAAAAAAAAUUUUAAAAAAUGUCUUUGUUGUUACGUAAUUCGAGUGUUAUCACAAGAUUUGAAAAUGCGUUGAUAAAAGAUACGGCACGGAGAUUCUUCGCAAGUCGAUCUUUGGGACAUGAUCGAGACAAUAAAUAUGACUUGGUUGUCGUUGGCGGGGGAAUUGUUGGCGUUGCAUCCGCUCGCGAAAUCAUGAUUCGUCAUCCCAAACUUCGUGUUGCCAUUUUGGAGAAGGAAAAAUCGCUUGCCGUGCAUCAAAGUGGUCAUAACAGCGGCGUAAUUCAUGCUGGAAUUUACUACAAACCGGGUUCCUUGAAGGCGAAACUUUGCGUCGAAGGAUUACGAAGAAGUUACAAAUACUUGGAGGAAAAGAAAAUUCCCUACAAAAAAGUGGGAAAACUCAUUGUCGCUACCAACGAACUCGAAGUCAAGCGUUUGAAGGAUUUGGAAGAACGUGGAAAAGCAAAUGAAGUUCCCGGCAUGCAAGUCAUCGAUGGCGAUCAAAUUCAGGAAAUCGAGCCAUAUUGCAUUGGUUUGAAGGCGAUUUGGUCUCCGGAAACGGGAAUUGUUGAUUGGGCGCAAGUUUGUCGCAGUUACGGAAAGGAUUUCACAAAUUCCGGCGGCGAUAUUCAUUUGAACUUUGAGGCGCAGAAAUUCGUUGAGACAGUUGGCGAUGCUGAUCAUCCAGUGACGAUUUUAGGGAAUGAUGAUCAACGGGUGAGCACGAAGUAUGUUUUGACAUGCGGCGGAUUGCAAGCAGAUUUAUUGGCAAAAUUAACGGGAUGUUCGCCGACACCGAAAAUUGUUCCGUUCCGCGGUGAAUAUUUGUUGUUGAAUCCUGAGAAGGCUCAUAUGGUCAAAGGCAACAUUUAUCCCGUGCCUGAUCCGAGAUUCCCCUUUUUGGGAGUGCAUUUCACGCCACGCAUGGAUGGCUCGAUUUGGUUGGGACCGAAUGCCGUGUUUGCACUUCGUCGUGAGGGAUAUAAAUGGACAGAUAUUAAUCUUAAAGAGCUUUUUGAGUCAGUCACUUACCCAGGUUUCCUUCGCUUGUCAGCCCGUUUCAUCUUGCCCGGAUUACAGGAAGCUGCCAAAUCUCUCAUCACGCCGUUACAGGUCGCAGAUUUGCGAAAAUAUAUCCCUGACAUCAUGGAUUACGACGUAAUGCCGGGACCAUCAGGUGUGAGAGCUCAAGCUUUAUCGCCCGAAGGUGAACUCGUCGACGAUUUCGUGUUUGAUCAAGGCAGUGGCGAGAGUCCCAUCGCCAAACAAGUUUUGCAUUGCCGUAACGCUCCAUCGCCCGGUGCUACAAGUUCCUUAGCUAUUGCACGAAACAUCGCCGAUCGAAUUGAUAAAGACUUCCGGUUGGAAUAAAAUGGAAACCAUUGAUCCAGUCGAACGCCAAACUAAGCAUCGAAAAGUCCCAGUAAGCUGUCAUGUGGAAACCCAUGUUGGUGAAUACGACAAUGUACUCAAAAAAUGCGAAAAAAGUGUAAACUG